AUGGCAUACAAAUUAGUGGUCAUGGGCAGCUGUGGCGUGGGCAAGAGUGCACUGACCAACCGCUUCUUCCAGAAACAACUUGUGACUGACUACACGUCCAGUGCUCUAGACUUGUACCAGAUUGUGGUGGUGGUGGAUGGGGAUCCUUGUCAGUUGAUCAUCUGGGACAGUCUAGGAGGUGAGCAGCAGUAUGACCAGUGGGAGGCCUUCAUGCGCUGGGGGGACGGCUUCCUCUGUGUCUAUGCUGUUGAUUAUAUCAAGACCUUUGUAGAUCUGAACCUCUUCUGGGACAAGCUUCAAGAGAUUAAGGGUACCAGCCGGGUGCCCAUGGUGCUGGUGGCCAACAAAACUGACCAAGCACACUGGCUGGUGGACUCAGACUUGGGUCAAGAAGCAGCCAAGAAUUUUGGGGUGCCCUUUGUGGAGACCUCGGCCAAGACUGGUCAGAACGUGGAACACGCUUUUCAUCAGCUGGUCCGCCAGAUUCGCAGGGUGCGGGCUGAGGUGCUCCCUGAUGCUGAGCAGAACCGGGGCUGUGGGUUCAAGUAUUGCACCAUCAUGUGA
Molecule: messenger RNA, 564 nt
Organism: Antechinus flavipes (yellow-footed antechinus)
Lineage: Eukaryota; Metazoa; Chordata; Mammalia; Dasyuromorphia; Dasyuridae
Product: GTPase NRas-like
Exons: 1
Coding region: 1-564 (187 amino acids)
Biological process (GO): Ras protein signal transduction
Cellular component (GO): plasma membrane
Molecular function (GO): GTP binding; GTPase activity; GDP binding
Source: RefSeq, a predicted model, not a curated record